AUGUGCGCGUGCGCUCCCGUCGACGCCACUGAGGUUAACCCGAUUAGUGCUCGUUGCGGUCAAUCUCCACAGUGCUCUACGGCGUCCUGUCGUGUUCGCGCGUUUGUCUGGUGACGUGCGCGAUGCAGCCCGGUGUCUCGUGCGUGAGAACGCGCUGGUGGAUGUGGGCGGCGUGGGCCUGCGCCUGGAGCGCUCCGUCGAGCGGCUCGCUGCUCCCCCUCGAGGUGGAGCGGCUGCGCGCCAGCGUGGGCGGGUACGCCGUCAUGAACUGCCAUCUCGACUUCCCUUUCGGCAAUGAAAUACCUUAUCACCUGCAGUGGGAUAAAGAUGACGAGACGAUCCUGUCGUGGUACAGCGGCGAGGCGGGCGGCGCGGCGGGCUCGGAGCGCGUGGCCGACCGGUGGGGCGGGCGCUUGAUGCGGCUGGCGGACGGGCGGCUGGGGCUCGGCCGCGGCUCCGUCAACGUGACGGCCGUGCGCGAGACCGACGCCGGCUUGUACCGCUGCCGCGUGUCCUUCCCCAACCGCACGCCGCCCGCGCGCAACAACGGCACCUUCUACUACCUCGACGUAGACGGUGGCAACCUGAUAGUGACGCCGCCCAUGAACGUGACGGUGCUGGAAGGCGAUCGCGCGGAGCUGGAGUGCUUGCCGAAGCACGCUGAGGCGACGGUGCAGUGGUUCCGUGACGAGCUGCCCCUCGAGAGCUUGCCUGAGCUGGCCGCGCGCGCCGAGCUGCCGCGCAACGGCAGCCUCGUGCUGCGCGCCGCGCACAGCGCUGACCCCGGAGAGUUCCAGUGCCGCGUGCAGGACCCCGACGGCACCACGCAGUCGGCCAGCGCCUUCCUGGAUGUUCAAUAUAAGGCGAAAGUGGUGUAUUCGCCGGCGGAGCGCUACCUGCCGUACGGCAAGCCGGCGAGCUUGGACUGCCAUUUCAGCGCUAACCCGCCGCUCACCAAUCUGCGCUGGGAGAAGGACGGCUUCCUCUUUGACCCGUACAACGUGCCCGGCGUCUUCUACAGCAGGAACGGCAGUCUGCUAUUCAAUCAGGUGGACGAGUCGCACGAGGGCGAGUACUCGUGCACGCCGUACAACGCGCUGGGCAGCGCGGGCGCGUCGGCGGGCGUGCGCGUGCGCGUGGCGCGGCCCCCGGCGCUGGCGGCGCGCCCGCACCCACUCUACGUGGCGCGCCUGGGGGACCGCCUCACGCUGCCCUGCGCCAUCGCUGCGGACCCUCAGCUGCCGCAGCCAGACCUCAGGUGGACUAGGAAAGACGGCAGCGAGUUGGCAGCGGACCGGCACUCGAUCCAGGACGGCAACCUGACCAUCGACGGCGUGUCGGAGGAGGACCGCGGCGUGUACGUGUGCACGGUGACCAACGACGCGGCGUCCGUGGCCGCCGAGGCCGAGCUCAUGGUGGAGAACCUGCCGCCGCGCGCGCCGCACAACCUCACCGCGCGCCUCCACACCCACUCCGUGCAGCUGGCCUGGGUGCCAGGUCACAACGGAGUAGAGGUGGAGUACCAGGUGUGGUACCGCGAGCGCGGCGCGGGCCAGUGGCGCACGCUGGGAGCGCGCGGGGCCGCCCCCUCCCCCUCCCCCGUCCCCUCCCCCGCCCCCCUCAGCGUCACCGUGCCCGGCCUGCGCCCCGCCACCGCCUACGAGCUGCGCGUGCUGGCGCAGGACCACAUCGGCGACGGACUCUUCAGCAAACCCAUAUUCAUCACCACAUUGGAUUCAACUGAGACUGAAGAGAACGGAACGACCGUGUACGCGGCGGUGACGGAGGCGUCGGCCAUGAGCGAGGAGCUGGAGGUGUCGGUGCGGCUGCUGGACGACGGCGCGCUCGUGCGCUGGCGCCGCGAGCCCGGCGACGACGCGCACUGCUUCGUGCGCUGGUACCGCGGCCCGCCACCUGGCGACCACCUGCUGCUGACCGCGCACACCACGCAGGACUACAUGCUCGUGGAGGACAUCGAAGAGGGCGGUGAAUACUGGGCGCGCGUGGAGUGCGGCGGCGGAGCCCUGGCAGGCGGGGCGGCGCUGCACGUGCCGGCGUACGGGCGCCUGCGCGCGGUGGCGGGUGGGUGCGCGGGGGCGGCGCUGCUGCUGGCCGCCGCACUCACCGCCGCCUACCUCGCGCGACGACAUCUACGCCCUCACCCGCGCCCGCACGCGCCCCGAGACAAGCGCGCGCGCUGACCGCACCCGCUGCGACGGACCCUGCUAUUGUGAAGCGGUACAUCUGCCGGAUCUACAGUACCAACCUUUGACACGCUUGCGGACGGUGGUCCCGAAAGUGCAAACUGACCUUUGUUAUGUUUAAAGCCAGAAACAUAUUAACGUGUCGUGUCGUGUCGUGGCGCGCCAGAAGCACAUUGGUUUCAUGCAUUUACUAUGGUUGGAGACAUAUUUACGUAUCGUGUCGUGUCGACGCUUCAACCUCUCUAUCUCUCUCUAACCCAUAAUAAAUGUAUGGAACCGAUGCGCCACGUCACGCCACGACACGUUACAUAUGCUUCUGGAUUUAGUUUGGCGCAUUACAUCCGGCAGGUGUAGCGCUCCGGAGACUCGAGCGCGAAUUUUUGAUAGCUCCAUAUCGUAUCGCAUCAUCAAAGUUUCUAUUAAAACUGAGCAUCCCCCCUCCCUUCCCCCCGAUAUCGGACAUAAAAAACAAAGUAGCUUUUUCCAAACUAGAUUUGAAAAUGACGAUACGUUAAGGAACUGUCGAAAAUUCGUGCUCGGGCCUCAGGGAGAUCCCAUCAUUAAAAUAAAGACGGCCAAAGAAUCCUUUGGAAAGAGAGGAACCGCCUUAUUUCAAAAUAAUGUUCACUUUUUUAGUGCUCACCGCUGAGACAACAUUAAAACAGGAAAUUAAUUUAUUAAAGUACUAGGUACCGCUCACCGACAAUAUAUCUCGGAACAUUUGGGACUAGAGGCCCAAGCACAAAUUUUUAACAGCCCCGUAACUCUCCGAAACUCCGAAAACGAAGCAGCGCCUCUAUCGAACGUAAGAACAAACUCGCUUUUUCCUUAUGGUAGCCAUACACACUACGAGAAAUCGUUACGAUCAGACUGUACAGUUCGAACGGAAUAGUUUAUUGUACGUGGCGUACGUAUAGGAAACUGUGCAGUUUUAUAACAUACACGCUACGAUUUAUCGGUACCGUUCGGACGGUACAGUCUAAUCGUAACGAUUUCUCGUAGUGUGUAUGGCUACCAUUACAAAAUUUGCUGUCAAAAAUUCGUGCUUGGGCCUCAGUGCGAGCGCUACCUCCAACCGCUAGAGACUCGCGUCUGCAACAUUUAUGUGCAAAAAUCAAGUUAAGAAAAAAAAAUUAUAACUGUUCAGUAGACGGUUUUUUGAAGUCAAGUUUAAAGGAUGACUUUCAUUUGUAAUUUGUACCUAAUAUAACAAUAACUUUAACUUACACUAGUUAUUAUUGGUUUAUAUUUCAAUUCUUUUUCCUGUUUCAUUCUCAACAAAAAAUCAAACAACUAGAUACGUAUGAGUGCCACUACUACGAUUUCUUAAUGAACAAGCCAAAGCUGACACAAGGAGUGCGCGACCGUCGCGCGUACGUAUGAAAAAUGACGUAUAAUGCGAUUCAACUAAGAAUAGGAUCAACUGGGCGCUAUUUUGUGAUGUCAUAGCUGUCAGUUGAAACAAAAUAGGUAGAGUGAGCAAAAAAAGUUUUUCUUCGAUAAAACUUAUUUACUAAGAUUAAGUGAGAAAAAACAUCAGAUUUUUUUUAAAUAAAACUUAUUUACUAAGAUUAAGUGAGAAGAAACAUCAGAUUAUAUUAAUAAGAUUUAUUUACUAAGAUUAAGAAAAAAAAACAACCGAUUUUUACUAACAUUUAUUUAUUAAGACUGCGUGAGUAAAAAUAUUAAUCGGAAUCUAGCUCUUCAAUUCCGAUCAGCUCUGCAUAACUACCGGAGUUGUCAUCGUCGUCAUGUUUGUUUACAAAUGUUUGGUUUUUUUAUUCUAGAAUUAGCCGAGUGCUAAAAAAAAGAGUUCCAAAAGUUUUUUGCAAACCGUACUGUUCAAGCGUCAUUUGACAGAUGGAGGUCAUUGGCUUUCUUAUUCUUAUUUGAAUCGCAUUAUACAUACAUUGUGAUAAACUUCUUUCCUAACUACUUACUUUGUGUAUCUUAUUUGACUUGUCUGAGUAUGGAUGUAAGUAGGUAACUUUAAUUUAAAUCUUUGAUCAACAACAGUAUUGUUGAUUCAAAUGAAAUGGCUAUGCAGGUACGCGAUAGAUUUUUUUUGCUAAUGUAGAUAUCUGUAGAGCAGUGUACAUAUACAGCAGUCCAUAUUUCAGCUUGCCCCGCGCUAAAGCAACCACCAGACUGUAUAAUAUAUCGCCGUAUCACCUACGUUUAGACUCAUAUUUUUAUUUCCUAAGAUACCGUCCUAUAUUUUUAUGUUUUUUUAUCAGAUAACAUAUAUGUACGUAUUUAAUUAUGUUAGAGAGGAAUGUGAUGCUUUAAAUACCAUACAUAGGGACUAGAUGUCAUUUUUAUUUCUAUGAAAUCAUUAUGCUUUUUAAAAAGUUAUUUUAUAUUAUCGUAAAUAUAUUGUAAAUUACCUAAUAACAUGACGUGUUCAUCGGAAACUUAUGGAUACUGGUUAUAUGGAAUCAACUUUAAUUACCGAUAAAAAUAGGUACCUAUGAUUUAUAUUUGGCUACUCUGCGCAAUAUUUGUCUUCAAUAUUUUUUUUUGAUGAGUGAACCAGGGCCGUAUUUUAAAAUCUGGCGCCAUGCGCCACUUAUGACUGGCGCCCCUCAAUCAGUAUCAGUAGUAAUCAAAUCGAAAUAAUAUACUUUAGUAACGAAUGCCUUUACAUAGUUUCUGCCGCCCCAGGCCAUGACUCUCUUGGACCUAUAGGGAAAAUACGCCCCUGGAGUGAACAUUUAUUUAUAAAUACACAUGUUACUUCUGUCCGCGGUGACUUUUUUUAAUUGUGUAUUUAUGUUGUAAAAAUAAAACUAAACAUUUAGUGAUACUGUCUGGUGGAUCCCUCUCAUCUCAUGUGACGCGACAAUAUUUGAUUUAUGUUGAAAACAAUGUGACUGAAAGUUAUAAUUUAUUACGUUCUAAUGUUAAAUAUUAAUUUAUUUGCAAUAAAGUACAUUAUGAUGUUAUUAUGUUUUGUUUUAUUGAAGACUUUUUGGGAAAGGACAUCACUAUGUUAGUU
Molecule: messenger RNA, 5202 nt
Organism: Chilo suppressalis (striped riceborer)
Lineage: Eukaryota; Metazoa; Arthropoda; Insecta; Lepidoptera; Crambidae
Source: the annotation of a GenBank genome assembly